AUGCUGGGGGUAUUCGUCAACCUCUCUUUACUCCUGAUCUUCGUGCGCGCGACUGGUCUCAUAAUCUUGGAGUUUCUGGACUUAUACCAGGAGUCGGCGACGGUGACCACGAUGGCGUUUGGGCUGAGCUCGGCAACCUUUGCCGUCUUCAGCUUCCUAGGACCAACGGUUCUUAUGCGCCGGUUUGAGGUAAGGACGAUGGCCGUGGCUGGCACAACCCUCAACGCCCUCUGCAUCCUCGCGAUGGCUUUCGCCCCGAACAUUAUCUUCAUCAAUUUGAUCCUGAUCCUUUUCGGCCUGUCUCACAGUUUGGUCCUGGUGCCGCAGAUGACGCUCGUGGGGUUCUACUUUAAGAAGUGGCUCGCCUUCGCCACGUCCUUCGUCAACCUGGGUUUGAGCGUGGCAACCAUGGGGGCCGCGCCGUUGACGCAGUAUCUGUUAGACGGGUACGGGCUACAGGGCGCGCUGUUGAUAUUAAGUGCCGUGAAUAUGAACUGUGUGGCUGCUUCACUUUUACUGCGACCCGUUUCCAUGUAUUCGGCAAGUUCGAGUGUAGGAGCGAGGCCAUCUGUCGGAGGGAAGCGUGACAAGCCAUUUGUCAGCGAGGAUAUCAAACACACCGAGGAAGUUACAGAGCUGACGUCUACCAUGAACAGUGAGGAAAUACACAUUCAGAAAGAUUUAAGUCAAACAAUAUCGACUGGAAAAGAUUCGGUUUGUUUCUAUAAUGCUGGAAACGAGGCUCGGUUUAAAGGUCAGAUUCAAUUACAAGACGAUGCAGUAAAUGGAUCAUUCCAAACAUCGCCGUGUAUACAAAAGUCAGCAGAAAAUGGAAAUCCGAAUGUUGUCCCCGUUGAAGCUUUAGUCAGCUCAAACAAUUCUUCUUUCAGCAGUUUUAAGGAUCACGACAAAGAAAUUUGCAGUUUUCAGGAAAACAGAAAAAUAAAUAUUGUUCAUGAAUUGACUUUGGAUCAUACUCAUGAUAUAAAACAUUACAAAAAUAUUACUGGGGAAGCUCUUAUUUUAGAUGGUAGCUCUACAGGUGAGGCUUUAAAUACAGACACAACACCAACAGAAAUAGACGGAGAGAAUUUUAUUACCGAAAAUAACUUUGGACCGAGAUUUUUCUUCAGGAGGUUCAAGAAAUCCGUGUCACGCUCCAUCUACACACACCCUGUAGGAAUUCUGCUGGUCAUUACAGCCGGCAUAGGCGUUCACACACCAACCAUCGUGGCUUACAUGCCGGCCAUGGGUCGAGAGAACGGUGUCGCCACCGAACAGAUUCCAUUCUUGGUAACG
This is a messenger RNA of Lymnaea stagnalis (great pond snail), 1299 nucleotides long. The record is from the annotation of a GenBank genome assembly. Lineage: Eukaryota; Metazoa; Mollusca; Gastropoda; Lymnaeidae.